AUGGAGAGCCCCGUGUUCGCUGACGGGACCUGCCCGAUGGACUCGGCCAUCGGGCUGUCGCUGCUGAUGGCCGAGCUGGCGGCGCCGCCGUGGACCGGUAUCUAUAUCGACUUCUCGGCCAGGCCCGCGGUGCAUCAGCUCGACGUCGACCAGAGCCUGAACGACAAGGUCGCCCGCAUGUAUGCAUCGCCGAUGGGCUACGACACCAACUUUGUCGCCGUGUUCGAGGACCUGAUCCUGCCGAUGGCCCGCACGAACAAGCUGCAGCAGAAGGACAUGGUCCGGCGCGUCUUUGUCUUUAGCGACAUGCAGUUCAACGAGGCCCACAAGGCCGACGAGCGCUGGGACUCGGCGUACGAGCGGAUCGAGCGGCAGUGCCGCGAGGCUAGCUACGACAUGCCCGAGAUAGUGUUCUGGAACCUCGCAGCCGGCCGUAGCGACGACGCGACGGCGCCAAAACCCGUCAAGGCCGACCAGCCCGGCACGGCGCUCGUGAGCGGCUACUCGCAGGCUAUGCUCAAGGUGUUCCUAGACGGCGGCUCGUAUGAGACAGCCGAGGACGAUGAGGACAAGGGCCUGGUCCAAGUCCAGGCCGACGGAGACGGGGCGGUAGAGGUAGAGAGGCACAAAGAGCAGAUGACCCCGGCGAAGCUAGCGAACAAGGCCAUCUCGCACAAGGCAUACGCGAUGUUGAAGGUGAUGGACUAG
This is a messenger RNA of Grosmannia clavigera kw1407, 708 nucleotides long. RefSeq lists its product as uncharacterized. The transcript has a single exon. The coding region runs from base 1 to 708 and encodes 235 amino acids. Lineage: Eukaryota; Fungi; Ascomycota; Sordariomycetes; Ophiostomatales; Ophiostomataceae. The record is from RefSeq and is a predicted model, not a curated record.